Messenger RNA from Gongylonema pulchrum, 276 nucleotides. The record is from the annotation of a GenBank genome assembly. NCBI's taxonomy places the organism in Eukaryota, Metazoa, Nematoda, Chromadorea, Rhabditida, Gongylonematidae.
AUGUUUAAUUUUGCUGAAUUCGCAAAGAAAAGUUGCUUGUUAAUUGCAGCGGUAUACAACGUCGAAAUAAUUUUGACGGGCAUUUUGCGUCAGAAGCUUGAAAAUUCAUCUCUGUAUCGUGUGACGCCGAACCGGCCUCCUCUGCAGCCUUCGCCGGCACAGUCGAUACAUUCAGCUUUUGGGUCCAAUGACUGUCAUGACAAACUACAGCCACCUUUGUACGUGUUGAAGUUUUCAAGCUUAUCGCAAAAACACGUGAUUAUGCCCAUUGUGUGA